Odobenus rosmarus divergens (Pacific walrus) is the source of this 6243-nucleotide messenger RNA. RefSeq names its product DEAD (Asp-Glu-Ala-Asp) box helicase 6 (gene DDX6). Gene Ontology annotation, cellular component: cytoplasmic stress granule; P-body. The transcript is spliced from 14 exons. Gene Ontology annotation, molecular function: mRNA binding; RNA helicase activity; ATP binding. Gene Ontology annotation, biological process: P-body assembly; cytoplasmic stress granule assembly. Lineage: Eukaryota; Metazoa; Chordata; Mammalia; Carnivora; Odobenidae. Bases 438 to 1889 code for a protein of 483 amino acids. The record is from RefSeq and is a predicted model, not a curated record.
AUCUUGGGUGGAGGAGGAGCCGCGGCCGCCGCCAUGCGGACAGGCAGGGGGAGGGGGAGAGGGGGGGGAGGGGGCGGCGGGCGAGCGGGGGAGGGGCAGAGCAGCCGAGUUAGCUCAGCCCGGGCGGCGACUCCGGCGGCGCCAUGAGAGCGGGCAGCGGCGGAGAUUGAAGUGAGUGAAUUCAGAUAUAUAACAACCUUGUUAGAGGGCUUUUUAAAAAAUAAAAAGUUGAUUCGGUGCAUGAGAGCAAGUUACUGCUGCUUACCGUUCAGAGACUUACAGGUGCUUGCCUGCAUUGCAAUAAAGGACUCAUAUAUUGAGCAAGACUUAUAUUUAUCUCUUCGUUUUGGAGAGCCUAAUAAACUGUUAUUACAGUUUCUCUACUGACUUUCAAAAGUUUUGAAGUUUGAAAGAGACAUCUUUACAAUUAAUACAGCAUGAGCACGGCCAGAACAGAGAACCCUGUUAUAAUGGGUCUAUCCAGUCAAAAUGGUCAGCUGAGGGGCCCUGUGAAGCCCAGUGGUGGCCCCGGAGGAGGGGGCACACAGACACAGCAACAAAUGAACCAGCUGAAAAAUACCAACACAAUCAAUAACGGCACUCAGCAGCAAGCACAGAGUAUGACCACCACUAUUAAACCUGGUGAUGACUGGAAAAAGACUUUAAAACUCCCUCCAAAGGAUCUAAGAAUCAAAACUUCGGAUGUGACCUCCACAAAAGGAAAUGAGUUUGAAGAUUAUUGUUUGAAACGGGAGUUACUGAUGGGAAUUUUUGAAAUGGGCUGGGAAAAGCCAUCUCCUAUUCAGGAGGAGAGCAUUCCCAUUGCUUUAUCUGGUAGGGAUAUCUUAGCUAGAGCAAAAAAUGGAACAGGCAAGAGCGGUGCCUACCUCAUUCCCUUACUUGAACGGCUAGACCUGAAGAAGGACAAUAUACAAGCAAUGGUGAUUGUUCCCACUAGAGAACUUGCUCUACAGGUCAGUCAAAUUUGCAUCCAGGUCAGCAAGCACAUGGGAGGGGCCAAAGUGAUGGCAACCACAGGAGGAACCAAUUUACGAGAUGACAUAAUGAGGCUUGAUGACACAGUGCACGUGGUGAUAGCUACCCCUGGAAGAAUCCUGGAUCUUAUCAAGAAAGGAGUAGCAAAAGUUGAUCAUGUCCAGAUGAUAGUAUUGGAUGAGGCAGAUAAGUUGCUGUCACAGGAUUUUGUGCAGAUAAUGGAGGAUAUUAUUCUCACGCUACCUAAAAACAGACAGAUUUUAUUAUAUUCUGCUACUUUCCCUCUUAGUGUACAGAAGUUCAUGAAUUCCCAUUUGCAGAAACCCUAUGAGAUUAACCUGAUGGAGGAACUAACUUUGAAGGGAGUAACCCAGUACUACGCGUAUGUAACUGAGCGCCAAAAAGUACACUGCCUCAACACACUUUUCUCCAGGCUUCAGAUAAACCAGUCGAUCAUUUUCUGUAACUCCUCUCAGCGAGUUGAAUUGCUAGCCAAGAAGAUUUCUCAACUGGGUUAUUCUUGCUUCUAUAUCCAUGCUAAAAUGAGGCAGGAACAUCGAAAUCGUGUAUUUCAUGAUUUCCGAAAUGGCUUAUGCCGCAAUCUUGUUUGCACUGAUUUGUUUACCCGAGGUAUUGAUAUACAAGCUGUGAAUGUGGUAAUUAACUUUGACUUCCCAAAGCUGGCAGAGACCUAUCUCCAUCGUAUUGGAAGAUCAGGUCGCUUUGGUCAUCUUGGCUUAGCCAUCAACUUGAUCACAUAUGAUGAUCGCUUCAACCUGAAAAGUAUUGAGGAGCAGCUGGGAACAGAAAUUAAACCAAUCCCAAGCAACAUUGACAAGAGCCUGUAUGUGGCAGAAUACCACAGCGAGCCUGUAGAAGACGAGAAACCUUAACAAGCAUGCUUUGACAAACUACAGAAGGCUCGUUUGGAUCUGUUGACACAUCGUUUGGGGGGAUGCUCUUCUCUUUGUGGGUUUUUCAUCUUCUUUUUAUUUUGGAACUAUGAAGACUUAAAAGAGCUCAGACAUUUUUUCUUUUUUUAACUGGUGAAGAGAAAAAGCUGAAAAGAAGGAAUUUACCUUUUUGUUCCACUUGUUUGCACUGUGUGCUGACUGAACAUUAGUUGCACUAACUGCUGGUUUUUAAAAAAUGUUUUCUGGGGAGGGGGGACAAGGAAGGAGGAGAAAGAAGAGAAGGGGAGAAACCCUAAAAAGAGAAGAAUCUUGAUGAACACACAAGCUUGUCUACAAUUUCAAAAUUCUCCAACAGCUGACUCUUGAGUGCAUUUCAACUUCUCCCUUAUUACUCAUCCGUUUUUUAAGCCUGAAGAGCUUAUUACUUAUUUGUGCGAAGUGCCUUAUGCUAUGAGACCAUUCAGAAUAUCAUCUUUUAGACACAGCCCAAGGAAUCAACAAUAGAAAUUCUUUCUUUUUUUCUUCUCUUUUUUUUCCCCCUGUCUUUUUAAAUUUUUUGUCUUUCAUUUUGGUUUCAAGUUGAAGUCUCUCUCUUCCCUUUUUACCCGAUACUCAAGCCCAGGGCUGGAAGAUGACACGUAUUAGUAAUGUUAAACAUCAUUCUAUUUUUCUUUAUGUGGAGGAGUUGAUAUGCAACUGCAGUUCAUCCGCACUGUAAAUACAUGUAUUUAAAAAAAAAAAAAAACAAUCCCAAGUAAAAAUUUCUUCUGGGCUGAGUAGAUUACAACAUCAUCGCUCCCAAAGGAAAGAGCAGUCUAUCAUUGCAGGAGCCAUAUGACAAGCCUUUGUGCUCUAUAGCAGAACACUAAAGACUGGUUUACAUACGCUUCCAUUAGCAGUUAUGGCACUUGAUGUGUAGACAUGUCAGAGCCUUGACCCUCUUUCCUCUGUGGCAAAGCGUGUCCCAUAGAAAAUUGGGUGUGUAUACUUGUAUAAACUUUGUAAAUAAGUUUUUUUCUGGGUUCAUAUAUAUAUAUACAUAUAUAUAUAUUUUUUUUUGGAUGAAGGUUGCUGGGAUUAAGGGGAUUAGAGUGAUUAUGGGAGCAGCUAAAGAUGAGAGGGGCUCAGUUUUCCGCAACACUAAAUUCUAAAAAGUACUUUGGCCUCUUAGUGUAGAGAGCAGGCCUCUUUGGUGACCCUGUGUUGGAAGAGGAACCCAGAAGUCUGGGAUUUACUGUUUGCUGCCACACUGUAUCAUCUAAUACCUUUGGAGAAUACCUGCCAGAGAGAGCAAGGAAACUUCAAAAGCCUAUGACUCAAGAUGUUAUUUUUGAGACGCUCUCUCUGAUUUUGCUUCUUCUCCCCCUUUUAAAAAAAGUUUGAGGAACUUUUCAAGCUCAGCAAAAGGGGACAAAGAUUAAUCUCCCUUGCAGUGUGGGAAUUCAGUUGAGUGGCAGUGUCUGAGCAGUAUAUGUACAAAGCAUGGAUUUUGCAUUUCAGAAUAUUAGCCAGUACCAGCUUUGGUAAUGUUAGCAGUUCUGGAGCUUAUUUUCUGUGGAUCACUUCCUGUACUGUGUAAGUGUGUUGCCCUCUGCCCAUCUUGAGACACAAACUUGCAGGAAUGGGCAACUCCUGAGAGCUGUUAACUUUCAUGCUACAGAAAGCUGCUUGCCAUCCUUUUGCUUUGUGACAAGAAUUAUCUGUCAUUUUGCAUUGUAAAUUGCUGGCAAAUGCUUUACAGUCAGUAGUGUUGCUUUAAAUUGUGCCCCUCCCAACAUGCUUGAUGUUUGGCCUGAUCUCCAGGCAAAAGGAGUGAGAUGAAUCAAAACCAGUGAACUUUUUUUUUUAAAUGUUUUUAAUUCCCUUUUAACCCAGUGUACUAGGUCAAUCAGGAGGCAUCUAGGGUUUAAAAAAAAAAAAAGGCAAAAAAUAAAAUUAAAAAAAUUUGAUUUCCAUAUUCCAUUUUUUCAAAACAAGAUAAGUCCUGCAUAUGCUUUCAUGCUUAACUCACCUGGAUAAAGAAAUCAAUUAUUCAAAGUUGCUUUUUUUGACUCUUGCCUAGUUCUAAGCAAAACUAUUUGUGACUCACCCAAAACUCCUUAGGAUCAAAAUCCUGCAGAUGCCUCCUGAUCAGACGUAGCCCUAACUCCUUAAAAAACUGUAGCAAGAGCUGCACAGUACAAACCCAAAAAAGAAUAAGCUCAAUUUAUUUAGUAUCCAAGCUAUGUUCUAUCUGGCCAAUGUUGGUUACUAAAUACAAGCCCUAAUUAAGGAAUAACUUUUUUCCAGGGAGGGGUGGGGGGAGGGAAUUUAGAAGGCAUCAACUUUUGACCAAAAAAAUCUUGCCCUUGUACUGAUGCAGCUCUUUUCCCCCCACCUCUGGCGAGAUAAGAGGGAUCAUUCAUUAUAGAAGAAAAGCAAAGGCUUGUCGAUGGAAUUGGAUAUCUCGCUAGAGAGUGUGUGGGUGACAAGACAAACCGCGCAGUCUUUGCCAUUCUCAGACUGUGCCUGGUGCCACAUGACUGUGGGUCCCUCUUAAAGCACAGACUUAAUUGAAAGUAUUACUGAAGUAUAGCCUCUGAUGAGGAGUGGCACUUAAAUGAUCUGGAACACCACUAUUGGACACAGUCCUGUAGAGGCAGCUGUCCAGUUUUGGUGCUUGACUCUUGAAUAGGAAUUGCUAAAUGGAAAGAUGCUCUAAGGACUAGGUCAAAGCCUAGUCUCUCUUUUUUUUUUUUUUUAAAUCCCCCUCACUAUAAGGAGCACUGUUACUGGAAAUUGUUUUUGUGUUACUUUCCACUGUUGGGUGUCUUUUAAGUAAUGGUAAUAUUUUUUCCAGUGGUUCGUUUGGAUGAAACUUCCCUAUUUUUAAUAUUUAAAUUAUGUCCAACUCAUGGUUUUGCCUAUGGUUGUAGUUGUGUAAUGGGUUAUGGACUGUUACACACCUUGCUGCCUCUGGGCCUCUUGUUUUUCUCUUCCCAUACAUUCCAAUGGAGAAACUUUCUUGGCUUUCCCUUGGGAAUAGAAUAAACUUAUUCUAAAAUGAUCUUCCAUGGGAAGAAGUAAGGGAGAAGCAAAUCUAAAUAUAUCUCAAUUAUUUUCCAGUUGGUCCCAGCAUCGUAAUAUGGGUGGGUCCCAAUGGCUGGGGGGAGGGGGGAGGCAAUUGGUUAUCAAUAUCUGUUUUCAGAAUGAGAUGGGAGCAUCUUUCCUUCGCUGUGUGCUUUGUGUUUGAUACCAUCAUGCUUGGGUUAGAACCAGAUAGCACAAAGCCUUGAGUGUAAAUUUGUUGGAAUCAAAACAUCUCAUUCUGAUCACUUGGUUUAGUUUUUUUUUUCUUUUUUUUUUUUUAAUAGGGGUGGGAGGGAGGUUACUAUGCCCCAAAAGGGAGGGUGUCUGCACUAAGGAUUUAGAAACACUUUGGAAGUUCAUAACCUCAUCAGAAAUGGCCUUUAGCCACACUCCUGACCUUAUAGAUGAGUAACAAAAAGAUGAAAUAAUUUUUGGGGAAUUAAGCCAUGUUAUUUUAAUUUGCUACUUUUUUCAGCGUUCUGUGUAUCUUAAAAAUUGUUACUGUGGAAUCAUUUUCUGACAAAAUACCUUUGUCAAGCAAAAUUUUUGGCUUCAUGGGAGCUGAAGUCAACUUUUUGUGAAAUUAAGUGGACUUUUGUGAGCUUGUAGUUAUGCUUUAUAUCCUUGAAGAUAGUUUUCUUAAACUCCCAAAGAAAAUCUCUGGUCUUAAAAACUCAUCUUUGGGGUAGAGAGUUAAGUGUCCAAAGGCUAUAUAACAGUUCAUGAGGUUAGAGGGAGCUAGCCUGGCACCUGGACUCUGCCCCUCCACAGCUGACAGAUUCCAGCAGAAGUGUGUUUAAAUUCUCCAGUAGACAAUACUGGGCAGGGCAAGGGAGGGGGUAGGGCUGGGUUAUUAAGAUACAGGCUACUGUAUUUUAACCAAUGGUUGUGGGGGAGGGGUGCCUGGAGAAAACAAAGUCACUUCCCUUUUUUGAAACAAACUAAAACUUGAAAAAAUGUAUUUUCAGUAAAAAUGGGAUAGAAUUCCAAUGUCCCUAGCCACAAGGGACGAGUUCCACUGAGAAGUGAACAGUGGGGACUCAAAAUUUUGAAAACAUUUGGGGAAAGGGAAAAUUGGCUUUCUGUUAAUUGGCAAAUGUUCCAGUGGGACUCUGUUUUUGUUGGGAUGUGUUACGUUGUAUGUACACAUAUAUGGACCAGAGUCUGCUGCGUUUAUAAGGUUCAGAAAAAAUGGUUGAUAAAAUCUUGGUUUUUGUUAAUUUAUCUCAAUAAAAGCCCACUGGAACUCCAAAUGUGUGUGUGG